CGCCCGGGGAUGGGAGGAGGAAAACCUCCCGCCGUCCCUUUAACAGCCAGCGGCGCUGCUCGGAGUUCAGGCCGGGGUCAGGGGGAGUUCGCAGCCCGGGUUUCACCUCCGAGCUGGCGGCGUCGGGAACCCCGAGGAACCGUCGCUACUUCUUCCACCUCCUCCUCCUCCUCCUCCCGUUCCGUAGGACCGGCCGGGAGCGCGGGGUAUGGAGGAACAGCAGCACCAGAAGAGGAGGAGGGUGGAGGGGAACAGCAACCGGCGGCGGCCCCCCCGGGGCUGAGCCAUGAGAGUUCACCGAGACCUCGGCUGGUUGGCGGAGGCCACCGGGCGCCCAGGGCGGCGGGCGAGGAGCGGGAUGCUGGACGCCAUGGAGGUGCCGAGCCACUCGCGGCAGCUGCUGCUGCAGCUGAACACGCAGCGCACCAAGGGCUUCCUGUGCGACGUGAUCAUCGUGGUGCAGAACGCGCUCUUCCGCGCGCACAAGAACAUCCUGGCGGCCAGCAGCGCUUACCUCAAGUCGCUGGUGGUGCACGACAACCUGCUCAACCUGGACCAUGAGAUGGUGAGCCCCGGCAUCUUUCGCCUCAUCCUCGACUUCAUCUACACCGGCCGCCUGGCUGAGUGCGAGCCGGGCAGCGAGCAGAGCCUGGGCGCCGUGCUGGCCGCCGCCAGCUACCUCCAGAUCCCCGGCUUGGUGGCCCUUUGCAAGAAGAAGCUGAAACGCAGUGGCAAGUACUGCCACCUGCGCGGGGGCUAUGCGCCCUACAAGCUGGGCCGGGGGCUGCGCGCCACCACGCCAGUCAUCCAGGCCUGCUACUCGGGGACGCCGCGGCCCGUGGACCUGCCGCCCGUGGAGCCGGCGCCGCCGCUCAACACACAAUGCGGGGAGCUGUACGCCUCGGCCGCCCAGGGCGCCCCGCUGCACCCCCAUGGGCUGUGCCCCCCCGAGCGUCACUGCUCGCCGCCCUGCGGCCUCGACCUCUCCAAGAAGAGCCCCACCGGCCCCUCCACCCAGCUCCUGCCCACUGACCGCCUGCUGCCUGGCGAGCCCCGUGAGCCCUCGCUUCCCCCACGGCACGACAGCCCCCCCGUCAGCGCUGGCCUCCUGGCUGGCCACCCCGCCGCCUACAAGGAUUCCCCGCCGGGCGGCGAGCCAGGGGGGCACCCCCAUGUCCCCGACCCCUUCCGCAGCACGCCACCCUGCGCCGAGCCCCCACUGCCCCGUGCUGACGGGCGCGAGCUGAUGUACCGCUGGAUGAAGCACGAGCCCCUGGGCCCCUACCUGGACGAGGGGGAGGCAGAGAAGGAGCUGGAGCGGGAGGAAAAGGCCGAGUCGCCGCCCACAGCGCCGCAGCCCCGCUACCCCAGCGUGGAAAGCAACGACCUGGAGCCCGAUAACAGCACCAGCGAGGAGACGGGCAGCAGCGAGGGCCCCUCGCCCGGCGAUGCACUGGACCGCUACUGCAACCACCUGGGCUACGAGCCGGAGAGCCUGGGCGACAACUUAUACGUCUGCAUCCCCUGUGGCAAGGGCUUCCCCAGCUCCGAGCAGCUCAAUGCCCACGUGGAGGCCCACAACGAAGAGGAGCUCUAUCACAAGGCAGCGGCCGAGCAGGCCGUGCCCUUCCUGGACAAGGGUGGCCCGGGGCUGGGUGACAUCCUGCGGCCCUACCGCUGCUCCUCCUGCGACAAGUCCUACAAGGACCCGGCCACGCUGCGGCAGCAUGAGAAGACGCACUGGCUGACGCGCCCCUACCCCUGCACCAUCUGCGGCAAGAAGUUCACGCAACGCGGCACCAUGACCCGCCACAUGCGCAGCCAUCUCGGCCUCAAGCCCUUUGCCUGCGACGCCUGCGGGAUGCGCUUCACCCGCCAGUACCGCCUGACCGAGCACAUGCGCAUCCAUUCAGGCGAGAAGCCCUACGAGUGCCAGGUGUGCGGUGGGAAGUUCGCCCAGCAGCGCAACCUCAUCAGCCACAUGAAGAUGCACGCGGCUGGCCCUGACGGCAAAGCCAAGCUGGACUUCCCCGACAGCGUCUACGCCAUGGCCCGCCUCACCGCCGACCAGCUGGGGCUCAAGCAGGAGAAGGCGGCCGAGCUGCUCUCCCACACCUCGCACUUCCUCAGCGACCCCAAGGCCAUGGAGAGCCUCUACCCACUGGCCAAGUUCACGGCCGAGCACCUGGGGCUGAGCCAGGACAAGGCGGCCGAGGUGCUGGCGCAGGCUCCGCACCUCCAUGCCGAGGCUGCCCGGACCAUAGAGCGAUACUCGCCCCCCUAGCACCGGCCUGGCUGGGGGGCAUGGGGGGCUGCCAGGCUCCCCUUGCUGCCCAGUGUGGAGCUGGGGGGGGGCGUGGCGAGAGGUGGUGGGUGCUCAUCCCCCGGCGCUGCCGACGGCCCUGGAGAACUUGCUCGUAGCGGAAGGUCCCAUGAGAGCUGCCCCGGGAUGGCUGGACGGCGUGUCCCGCCACGAGCGCCCCGGCUUGCCCGGGAGAAGCUGGUAAUUCAGGGACUGACCUCGCAGUGCAGCUGCCCCCCGGCCAGGGGGGCUGCCAGGGUGCCCCCCCAUCCCGGCACGGGGCCGGGAGCGAAGCACAAGCUGUGAGGCUGGGCUGCGCCCCGAGGCUUUGGAGGACAUGAGCCCGCUCCUUACCUCAGGCCUGUCCCCGGUGCUGCCCCCCGGGUGAGGGGAUGCCCUUGGCAGCUGCCCAGUCACCCCAACCCCAUGGUGGGAGCCACUGGUGCGUUGGGACCCGGACUGUGCCGCCUGGACCGCCGUGGGACCGUGAGUAGCUCAUCCGUGGCAGCCAGAGCGAUGCUUCUGAGCUGCCGUCCCCACCGAGAGCGGCAAGUGGGGCUGGGGGGUUGCGUGGUGGCCGGACCCCCCCCGGGGCCACGCUGGGAGCUCGGGGAAAGACUGACAGAGCAGGACGGUGGAGUCUGAGCUGCGGGCGCAGGGCAGCGGGGCGGGGGUCGUGUCCGUGCCACGGGGGGGAGGCUGGGAUAUCUCGAUGCUCCUCGCCCCGGAGCCAGCACUGACCUCCCGGCCUGAACCCCGUGGCCCGGGCAGCGGCACCCUGUUUUCAGGAGGUGGGGCAGGGUCUGUCACAGACUGAGCCCCUGGGCCCUGCCCCAGAGGCGCCUCGCCAUCAGGGAUGCCCGGGGAGCCCUGGGGGGUUCAGGGACCCGGUGGCUUUGCCCUCGGGUGGCCUCUUGCCUCGAUUUUUUUUUUUUUUUUUUUUUUUUUUUUUUUUGGCCAAAGAUACCCGUCCCCAGCGUGGCCAGGCCGGGCCAGGGAGUUCAUGACAAAGACAAAGCAGUCUGGUUUGUCAGCUAUGGGGCGGUGGGCAGGGGCUGCGGGAGGGGCUGGGGGCAGGGAGCCGAGGGAGGCGUGGGGGCUGCCCUGGGCUGGGCUGUGGUAACCUGGGGCUGAGUCCCCCACUGGGGCACCCCCUGCCACCACCGCACCUCCUCUCCCGCCUUCUGCUCGGUGUGGGCAAAGCCCCCCCCCCCCCCCGACCCCCCCAGCCUGUGCCCUGACCCCUCUGCCUGGGGCUAAUGUGAAGCUUCCCCCCUCCCUCAGCCCCCUCCUCUCCUUUGCACACGAGGCCCCCGGGGCAGCCGCCAGCAGCGACUGUCCCCGGCCUCGCCGCCACUGUGCCUUAGCCUGAGCUGGCCGCUCCUGCCCAGGUGCCCCCCUUGCCCCCCCGGCCUUGCCCGGGUCUCCCACCGGGGGUCCCCAGGGCUGGCAGCGUCCCUCCGGAGGGCUGCCGUGGGGCGAGCGGCAGCAGCACCCAAAGCACAGCUGGCAGCACCCAGCGGGGCCGCCGGCCCCCUCUGUAUCACGUCCGAUUUGUACACGGGCUCCUCGCCCCCCUUUUUUUUUUCUAUAGUGGAAACCGAACGAGCAAUAAAGUGACAUUAACGUG
Molecule: messenger RNA, 3932 nt
Organism: Falco peregrinus (peregrine falcon)
Lineage: Eukaryota; Metazoa; Chordata; Aves; Falconiformes; Falconidae
Gene: HIC1
Product: HIC ZBTB transcriptional repressor 1
Biological process (GO): regulation of transcription by RNA polymerase II
Cellular component (GO): nucleus
Molecular function (GO): protein binding; RNA polymerase II cis-regulatory region sequence-specific DNA binding; DNA-binding transcription factor activity, RNA polymerase II-specific
Source: RefSeq, a predicted model, not a curated record